AGAACUGAGUUCUCUGUGAUUUCCUCCUGCAGACACGGAGGCCAGCAGAAAGAUGCAGGAGAUGGGCAUCCUAUCCCUGCUCCCCACCCUGCUCAACCCUCAGUCUUCCUGCACCCCGAAGGUCGCCAACAUCAUAGCAGAGAUGGCCAAAAACGAGUACAUGAGGAGUCCCUGUGUGGAAGCCGGCCUCAUCCCUCCUCUAGUUCAGCUGUUAAACUCCACCGACCAGGAGGUUUUACUGCAAACCGGUCGAGCGCUUGGCAACAUCUGCUAUGACAGCCGUAAGUAGGAGUUAGAUUUGCUUUGGAAAUGCUGAUUCAGAGGAUUAUGUUUCUUUUAAUAAUCUGCCAAAAAGCUACAGAAAUUGGGCAACAAAGAGCAUACUGGAUCUGGGUUGAUAUUUUUGACUCCAUUGGACGGUUUUUGUAUUACCUGAUUUUUAUUUUUUUUUGUUUUAGCACAGUAAAAAAAUAUUUCUAC
Molecule: messenger RNA, 480 nt
Organism: Poecilia latipinna (sailfin molly)
Lineage: Eukaryota; Metazoa; Chordata; Actinopteri; Cyprinodontiformes; Poeciliidae
Product: rap1 GTPase-GDP dissociation stimulator 1-like
Exons: 2
Coding region: 53-289 (78 amino acids)
Biological process (GO): positive regulation of GTPase activity
Molecular function (GO): guanyl-nucleotide exchange factor activity; protein binding
Source: RefSeq, a predicted model, not a curated record